Molecule: messenger RNA, 3252 nt
Organism: Ustilago hordei
Lineage: Eukaryota; Fungi; Basidiomycota; Ustilaginomycetes; Ustilaginales; Ustilaginaceae
Exons: 1
Coding region: 1-3252 (1083 amino acids)
Biological process (GO): DNA integration
Molecular function (GO): nucleic acid binding
Source: RefSeq, a predicted model, not a curated record
AUGAGGAGACCAACCCUUCAUGGUAACGAGUUUGUCUCAGCAGAGCGCAUACUACGAGCAGCUCUGGAAGAUGGACCCAUAGGGUUCAUGCUGUUAGAGGAGCCACCAUCAUCACUCCCGGCCUUUGGUUUUGUACCUACAGGCGCAGACAAAGGAGUCGAGAUGGAGGUGGAGGUAGAUAAGGUGGUGACGGCUGCAGACAUACCAAAGCCAUACCAACACCUGCGAGAUGUGUUUGAUGAGGUGGAAGCAGACAAGCUGCCCCAUCAUACCGAGCAUGAUCUCCACCUCGAGUUGAUAGAAGGAGGUAAGCCACCUCAAGGGCCCCUAUACCUUAAGGGACCCAAGGAGAUGUCCGAGUUGAGGAGAUACUUGGAUGAGAACCUCGAGAAGGGGUUCAUAAGACCAUCGAAGAGCCCGGCACGAUCACCAGUGCUCUUCGUACCAAAGAAGGAUGGAGGUCUCAGACUCUGUGUGGACUACAGAGGUCUCAACGAGAUCACUGUCAAGAACAGGGCACCAUUGCCCCUCAUCGAGGAGCAGCUGUUCUUACUCAGGAAGGCAAGGAUCUAUACCAAGCUAGACCUUAGAGCAGCAUACAACCUCAUCCGGAUUGCUAAAGGAGAUGAAUGGAAGACAGCUUUUGGCACUCAGUUGGGACUCUAUGAGUACCUAGUGAUGCCCUUUGGCCUAGCCAAUGCUCCGGCUCACUUCCAGUCAUUCAUCAAUGACAUCUUCCGAGACAUCAUUGGAGUAUAUGUAGUGGUAUACUUAGAUGACUUCCUGAUCUUCAGUGACACUGAAGAGGUACAUGUGAAGCAUGUCACCGAGGUCCUCACUCGCUUAAGGAGCAACAGGCUCUUUGCUAAGCUGUCGAAGUGUGAGUUCCACACCAAGACAGUCGAGUUCCUGGGGUACAUCAUCAAGCCAACGGGCAUAGAGAUGGACCCAGAAAAGGUGCGCAUUGUCAAGGAGUGGCCAAUGCCAGAGUCAAUCCAUGACAUCCAGAGGUUCCUGGGUUUUGCCAACUUCUAUCGAAGGUUCAUAGCCCACUUUGCUCGCAUAGCCAAGCCCUUGACAGCACUGGUAAAGCCUAUAGAACGGUUCAAGAAGUUCGAGCUACCAGAGGAGGCCCAACAGGCCUUCCACAAGCUCAUCCAGGCCUUCACAUCAGCAGGAGUGCUUCAGCACUUCGACUACCACCUUCCAACAAGGUUGGAGACUGAUGCAAGUGACUUUGCUAUAGCAGGAGUACUCAAGCAGGAGCAUGAAGGACGAUGGCAUCCAGUGGCCUUCUACUCUAGGAAGAUGUCUUCUGCCGAGAAGAACUAUGAGAUCCAUGAUAAGGAGCUCCUAGCUGUGGUCGCCUGCCUCACUCAGUGGCGACACAUGCUAGCUGGACUACCGAACCAACUGGUCAUCCUCACUGACCAUGAAGCCCUCAAGUACUUCAAGUCACAGAGACGCAUCACAGGUCGACAAGCUCGAUGGGCAAUACUACUAGCAGACUUCGACUUCAUAUUGCAGUAUCGACCAGGAGACAAAGGUGGUGAACCCGAUGCUCUCACCAGAAGGACAGACAUGCAACCAGCCGGUGAAGAGCAGGAUCACAAUGUGAGGCAACUACUGCCUCCUCGAGUGUUCAAGGAGACAGCAGACCAUGACUCGCUCCUAGUGGCCCCCAUGAUCUCGAUGGAGUCCAUAGCAUCAAAAGGUCUCAAAGACCUGGUCAAGAUCUUCCAGCCUUUAGACCAAGAGCUACAGGAGAUACAUAGGAAGAAGCCUUUCGAACUCAAGGAUGACCUAUGGUACAGUGGAGGAAGGUUGGUCAUCCCCAAGGUGAUCAUGCCAGGGAGGACCAACAACCGACACUCAAGGAGUGCCAAAGAGGUAGAUGGACAGUCUCUCUCUGUAGAGCAUCUGCGAUUCAUGGUGAUGACCCAAUGCCAUGAUGGUAUCACUGCUGGACACGUAGGAAGAGAUGCUACCAUCAAGGCAGCUCAACGACAUUACUGGUGGCCAAACAUGACAGCUUGGAUUGCAGACUAUGUAGCAAGUUGUCCUGUAUGUGCUAGGUACAAAGCUCCUCGUCAUCGUCCAUAUGGUUUGCUACAGCCACUAGCAACCCCAGACAGGCCCUGGGGCUCCAUAUCCCUCGACUUCAUUGAAGGACUACCACCAUCAAAGAAGUAUGACUCCAAGACCUAUGACUCUAUCCUAGUCAUCAUCGACAGGUUAACCAAGUUUGCCAUACUAGCUCCAACCCAUAAGACAGUCACAGCCAAACAGACUGCAGUAUUGCUAUAUGGACACAUGGUUAGACUCUUCGGAUAUCCAGAUCACAUGGUCUCGGACCGAGGCAGGCAGUUCAUAUCAGGAGCAUGGAAGGCAUUUGCAGAGCAAAUGGGUGUGAAGCACUCACUUAGCACGGCCUACCAUCCUCAAACUGAUGGUCAGACAGAGAGAGUCAAUCAGGUCAUAGAGCAAUAUCUCAGGAUGUACUGCAACUAUGAGCAGAAUGACUGGGCCAACCUGCUGGACACUGCGGCCUUUGUAUACAACAACACGGUCCACAACAGCAUUGGUGUCUCACCAUUCUUUGCAUGCUAUGGAUGGAACCCCAAAGCUCAUCCUGACAUCCCUCAACGACUAGGAGUCAAUGAUCCAGGUCGCUUCAAGUACCUCAUGGAUGGAAAGGAGCGUUGCAAGUACCUCCAGGAGCAGAUCAGAGAGGCACAAUGGAGAUCAGUAGACCAGUAUAACAGGAAGCACAAGGACAUUGAGUUUAAGGUGGGUGAUAUGGUCUAUAUCAACCGCCGAAACUGGAAGACACGGAGACCCACACCCAAGUUGGAUACCCGGUUUGCAGGACCCUACCCCGUUCAGGAACGAGUAGGACGCCGAGCUUACCGAAUCACAUUGCCAGCAAACCUUAGGGUGCAUGAUGUGUUCCAUGUCUCCAUGCUCGAGCCAGCAAGAACAAGUUCUCUUCCUCAACGUGCUGAACAGCCCACCAUGCCACCACUUCCAGAUGAGGACCUCGACUUCGAAGUCGAAGCACUCAUCGACAAGCGUUCACACAAUGGGACUACAGAGUACAAGGUGUUGUGGAGGGGGUACUCAGAAGAAGCUGCUUCAUGGGAACCAGUAGAGAACCUCAACUGUCCCGACCUCAUCCAGGAGUAUGAGGAGUCGGAGGGGGGACGAGUGAGUAGACAGAGUGGAGAGAGGAGGAGAGAACAGGAGGAGUAG